UAAUUGAAAAUUAAAAACUUCAUUAAUUUAUAGAACUUAUUCGAAAUGCACAUGAAUGGUGACUUCUCUGAAGGAGGCUGCACUCCGGAGCAGUAAAUAUACUACUACCUUAAUGGCUGCAACUUCCGUCUGAGAGAUACUGCAAUAGUCAAGAAGCCUGAAGCUGGAGCCGAUAGAGUGCUCCCGACGGUGGACGCCUCAACCACCUCCACCUUGUGGGGUUCCCCUGCUCACAUUUCGUCGAGCUCGUACAUUUCCUUGAUACUCGACACGAUAGUAUGCAGAGCAGUAUCCACUAACUUGCCUUUACAAUAAACAUGUUGCGCUACUGAUAAAUUGUCCUCGGAAUGUGCUCCCUUAUGAACCAGUCAACCAUUCUCUACAGAGUUUUUAGUGAAAAAGAAGAGAGGCUGAUUGGCCUGAAGUCUUUGGCUGUAACGUAGUUUGAAUGAAGUUCAAGUCAAGUGCCGUUCAUCCAGAAGGUUGACAAAGGCCGCGCAAUCUUCUUGCAGCGCUCCAAGAGCACUCCCUUUAGAAAACGUAUUGCUCGGGAACUAACCUACUUUUCAUUUGCGUCUUUAAGAUAACCCAGGGAGGACUCAUGGCAGCCCUUCACUUUUUCCCAAAAUAUUUCCAUGUAGUCCUUUUUGCUCUUUUUAACUCGGACUUGUAAAUUGCAAGUCCGGAUUUAUAAAACGCCCAGUCGUCGGUAGACCCACUCCUACGGGCAUUUAUGCAAAAAAAUUUCAACAAAAUUGAAUCGUUAUGUACAAAUUUUUUUCUGCUUUAAUCAAAUUUUCCAACACUGAAACACUAAAUUUAUUCUAUCGAUUUAUCGAUUGUCAAACAUAUGAUUUUGUGUUACACUUGUUACAAUGUCGCGUCGUGUUGUGUUAACAGCGAAACAAAAAAUUGCUGUUUUAAACGAUUUAAAGACUUCCAAAGACCGAAAAAUCAUAGCUGCGAAACACAAAGUUAGCUUAAGCACUAUAUCGCGCAUUCAAAUCGAAGAGAGCAAAAUCCGCGCCAUAACAAAUCCAAAUAGGAAACGGGAUAGGAAAGGCGCACACGUGAAUUUGGAUAGAACCUUGUUGUCCUGGUUUACCCAAAUCCGAUCCCAAAAUGGAAUUGUUACCGGACCUGUCUUGCUUUCCAAAGCACAGGAAUUUGUCUUAAAAUUAAACGAAAGAUAUGUGCCAGACCGUAGUUGGUUGCAGCGUUGGUGCCAGCGAAAUGCUCUUAACUUUUCCAAGAUUUACGGAGAAGCUUGCGAAAAUAACGCAACAAGUGCAGAAGUCUUCACUAUUAACCGUUUGCCUCAUAUUCUUGAAAAAUUUUCGCCGGAUUGUAUAUUUAAUGCCGAUGAAACCGGGCUGUACUACAAGGCGUUGCCAAAUGGAAGUUACAAAGGCAAGUAUGAGAAUCCAAAGGGAUUCAAAACUCAAAAGCAACGCCAAUAAGUGCUUGGAUGGCGAGUGUUAUUUGGGAAAAGAUUCUAAUAAAUCUCCAUCAAAAUCUUAUCUUAUUAUGUUUGAUUGUUGAUAAUGCUCCUUGCCACAAUACAGAUGAGAAAUUCUCAAACAUUACGAUUGAGUUUUUGCCACCAAAUACAACUGCCCUUAUACAGCCACUUGAUCAAGGUAUCAUCCACUCAUUUAAAAUAGAAUAUCGACAAAUCCUAAUAAAAAAACAAAUUUGUGCUUUGGAGAAGGGCCUAUCUAUAGUUGAAUUGCUGAAAUCGCUCACUAUUUUGGAUGGUAUCAAAUAUGCAAAUCGUGCUUGGAACAUUGUUAAGCAGCAAACAAUUAGGAAUUGUUUCAAAAAGCCAGGCAUUGACAACAUUGAAUUCAUUACAGAUGAGAUUGCAGCCACUGAAGGCGAAAACUAUGAAUGGUGCACACUUGGAAACGAAUACAUUCAAUGCGACAAUGAACUUGUCUGCUUUGGAACCAUGUCGGACGAGGAUAUUGUUGCGGACGUAUUGGCAGUCAAUGAAAAUUCUAUUGAAGAUGAGGAAGGGUUCGCGCAAUCUGAUACUUGUAUUAAACACCCCUCAACGAAAAAUGCCUUGCUAAGCUUAGAUUCGCUGCGUGACUAUUUUUUCCAUAACAAUAUAGAUCCCUUAGAGUCUUUUGAAGACAUUGAAAAUUUAAUCCUAGAGAGUUCUGAAAAACAGAAAUGCCAGAAGAAAAUAACAGAUUUUUUUAAGUAAAUUUUGACAAUUUUCAAACUAAAUGAAUUGACUGAAGUGAAAUAUAAUUUUUAGUUAAUCUGAAUAAAUUUAUAUAUUCUAUUUCUUGUGCGCAA
Molecule: messenger RNA, 2307 nt
Organism: Bactrocera neohumeralis
Lineage: Eukaryota; Metazoa; Arthropoda; Insecta; Diptera; Tephritidae
Product: tigger transposable element-derived protein 2-like
Exons: 2
Coding region: 1469-2212 (247 amino acids)
Molecular function (GO): nucleic acid binding
Source: RefSeq, a predicted model, not a curated record